ACAAACGAACAAACAAAACAAAGGCAGUAAAGUCACUUCCGCGAAGUUAUCACACACACGCAUUCUCUCUUCUCUUUCUGCUAUACUUUUCUCUCGCCGUCGAUUCACCGGAACCCUAAUUAGAUCCGCCGGGCUCUCAAGACUCCCUAGAUGAACGUACGAUUGAGGAGCAGUUGAGAGAUCAAACGGGCCGGAUUUCGUCACCGGAUGGAGGGAGAGCAAAGAUGUUACCUGGUUUGCUUUCAAAUGCUUUCUAUGGGUCUGUUUUCUCAUAUUUGAUGAACGAGUUGCACAACUGAAGGAUACACCCAUGGAUUAUGAUGAUAAUGAUUUUCAAAGCCAGAAUCUGCAUUUAGCUGGUGAAGGAAGCACCAAAUUUCCACCGGUUUUACAGCCAUAUGCUCUACCCAAGUUUGAUUUUGAUGACAGCCUUCAGGGGCAUUUAAGGUUUGAUAGUCUGGUUGAAACAGAGGUUUUUCUUUGUAUCGAAAGUAACGAAAAUAACCACUGGAUUGAAGAUUUCUCUCGGGGGAGUAGUGGGAUAGAGUUCAAUUCAACUGCAACAGAAUCUUGCUCUAUAGCAAGGCACAACAAUGUUUGGUCUGAGGCCACUUCCUCAGAAUCUGUUGAAAUGCUAUUAAAAUCAGUUGGCCAGGAAGAAAUUAUUCCCAGACAACCUAUUGUUAAGGAGUCAGAUGCAUGUGAUGAACUCGGUCUCUUAGCAAAGCAGAUGGAGCCUAGUCCAGUUCAUGAUGAUAAAACUGUCCCCCAAAAAGGGGAUAUUACAGAUUUACAGUCUACGUUACUGCAGGAUGAGAUUCAUGAAAACUUUUCUGGGUUAAAAGGGGAUGUUCUAGUGGAGCAGCCUCAUGUUGAAGAUACUUUACUAUCUCGUGAAGAUGAGUUUUCAGUGGGUGGAACAUCAGGUGAGCGGAAUCAAAAUGAUGUAAGUGUAAAGAGUGGUGUGCCUGUGAUUGAGGGAAGUCUAUUGGCUGUUGGUAAAUCUGAUGUUAGAAAUAGAAGGGAUGUUGAUGCUUUGGCUGAUGAACAUCUGGUUGACAAAACACAUAAAGAUUCUUCCGCUUUAGUGAUGCAAGUUGGUAGUGUGGUUACGUAUGCACAGAAUAUCAUUACAAGUGGUGAUGAGGUGAGAAAUGAAGAUCUUCAACAUCAAAUACAUGAGCUUAGCGAUAUGGAUUCAAAUGGACUGCAAGCAGGAAAUGGCGGGAGAGAGGAGGAAUUUCAUGUUUUAAGCAAAGAGGCUGAAAUGGCUGAUCGAAAUUUGGAUGAAGAUGCAGUUGAAAGUGGUACUUCCCAUGUAGAAAGUCAUCUUGGCUCAACAUCAAAGGUAGAAUCUGUGCAAGAAGGAAAUGGAAUUGGAAAUUGCAUCAGUAAUGUGGACGAGCCUUUUAGUAUGGUAGACAAGAGUGAUUCCAACUUGCACAUGGUGGAACAAUGCUCAGAGGAUGUAAUGUCCAGAAUUCCGAAUGAGGCCAGUAAAUGUGAUAUGGUUCUGUUUAAAGACACCAAUGUUUGUGAUCCCUCUAAAGUAAAUACACAUGAUGUCUUGCCGGUGGCCCUCAAAGAUGAUACUAGUAACGAGGCAUAUGUGGUACAAGUUGGCAAUCCUAAAGUGUUACUAACAUAUGGACAAGAAAAGGCUACUGAAAAGGAUGUUGUUUUGUUAGAAGGUAGCCAACAUUUAGAUGGUGAGGUCUUGGUGAGUAAAAGUGAUGGUACUUCUUCAUCCAUGGAGGACGAUAAAGUUUCUGAAGUUGAAGGUAAUGAAAACAGUAAUAGUCAUGGGGUGGAAAUUCUAGUCUGA
Messenger RNA from Juglans microcarpa x Juglans regia, 1825 nucleotides. RefSeq lists its product as uncharacterized. The record is from RefSeq and is a predicted model, not a curated record. The coding region runs from base 311 to 1825 and encodes 504 amino acids. NCBI's taxonomy places the organism in Eukaryota, Viridiplantae, Streptophyta, Magnoliopsida, Fagales, Juglandaceae. The transcript has 5 exons.